AUGAAUGUUUUAUAUAGUUUACUUUUCAUAUUUAUAUUAAAAAUUGUAAAAAAUAUACAUAUAAGAAAAAAAAUAAACUUCUUAAAUAAUUCAUAUAAAAUAAAUAAAAAAGAAACAAUAAAUUUUAGUAGAAAUUUUAGAAAAGUAAGGAAUAGAAACAGUAAGCUGCAUAUGUCAUUAUUUGAAAAGUAUGAUGAAAAAUGUAUUAAAGCUCUAAUUAUCGCUAGGGAGGUUGCAAAAAAUGAUGAUGAAAAUGAAAUAUUAUUAAAACACCUUCUUAUUGCAAUAGUAAAGACUGAUUCAGAUUUGAUUGAAAAUGUUUUAAAAUAUUUUAAUAUUUCUCUUACAAAAUUCUUAGAUAAAUUUAAUAAUAUGGAAAUAAGUAAGUUACAGAAAGAAAAUAAUAAAAAAGAUGGAUAUAAUGAAGCUAUUUCUUACAAUAUAUUGCAAAAUAAUACUAAUGAAAAUACAAAGAAAAAACACGUUAUAGGGAAUAUGAAUAGUUCUAUAAAAGAGGAAGAUAUUGAAAAUAAAGAUGAUCAAAAUUUCAACAAAAAAAUAAGUGAUUUGAUUAUUAAACAUAUAAACGACAUAGAACAUAAUAUACAGCUAUUAAAAAAUUCAGAUAAAGAAAAGAAUAAUAUUUAUACAACUGAUAUUAAUGAUAAUAAUGCUACUAAUAGUGUUAAUAAUAAUAGCACUAAUAAUGUUAAUGAUAGUAGUGUUGAUGAUAUUAAUAGUAAUAUUACUGAUAAUGUUAGUUAUAUUAGUACUGAUAAUGUUAAUAAUAGUAGUACUGAUAAUGUUAGUAAUAGUAGUACUGAUAAUGUUAGUAAUAGUAGUACUGAUAAUGUUAGUAAUAGUGUUAGUGAUAGUAGUACUGAUCAUGUUAAUAGUAGUAGUAAUUAUAAAUAUGAUAUGAACUCAAGUGAUGAUAAAAGUCUAAAUGGUAAUAAAAAGGAUGAAAAAAAAAAAUCAGAUAAAAUAAAUUCCAAUAUAAAAUUUUCAGAAAUUUGCAAAUUAGUUCUUCAAAACGCAGUUAUAGAAGCAAAGAAAAAAAAAAAAAUUUUUGUUAAUAUUAUUGAUAUAUUAUUAUCCCUUAUAAAUGUUGCUGAAGAAAGAAAUAAUGAUUUUUUAAAAUAUUUAAAUGAGCUAAACAUAAGUGUAAAUGAAUUUAAAAAUCAAUUAACAACUUAUGAUGAAAUUAAUGCUGUUGUCCCUUUUAAUAAAAACAUGAAUGACAUGAAUAUAAAUACUCCAAACAAUGAAUAUAAUAAUCAAAAAACACAUAAUAUGAGUAAUGAUCAACCAAAUCAAAUAGUAAACGGAAUAAACAAUGAAUAUCUAAAUCAGUCUAAGGAUUAUAAAAAUAAUGAUGAAAAUAAUUUUGCACCAAACAAUAAAUUAAUAAGCUCUUCUUUUAUGAAGGACUGUUUAAUUGAUAUGGUUCAAUUAGCACAAGAAAAGGGAGAUGAACAUUUUUUUGGGAGAAAAAAGGAGAUAAAAAGAAUAAUAGAAAUAUUAGGAAGAAAAAAAAAAUCAAAUCCAUUAUUAAUUGGAGAAAGUGGUGUAGGAAAAACAGCAAUAAUUGAACAUCUUUCUUAUUUAAUUUUAAAGAAUAAGAUACCUAAUCAUUUAAAAAAUUGCCGAAUUUUUCAAUUAAAUGUUGGUAAUAUAGUGGCUGGUACAAAAUAUAGAGGAGAGUUUGAAGAAAAAAUGAAACAUUUAUUAUUAAAUAUGAAUAAAAAGAAGAAAAAUAUUUUAUUUAUUGAUGAAAUUCAUGUUAUUGUUGGUGCAGGAAGUGGGGAAGGAUCAUUAGAUGCAUCUAAUUUGUUAAAACCUUUUCUUUCUUCAGAUAAUUUACAAUGUAUAGGAACUACAACUUUCCAAGAAUUUUCUAAAUAUAUUGAAAAUGAUAAAGCAUUAAGAAGACGAUUUAAUUGCAUUACUAUAAAUCCAUUUUCACCUAAGGAAACAUACCAAUUAUUAAAAAAAAUAAAAUAUAAUUAUGAAAAGUAUCAUAACAUUUAUUACACUAAUGAAUCUUUGAAAUCUAUUGUUUUAUUAUCUGAGGAUUAUUUACCUACAUUAAAUCUUCCUGAUAAAGCAAUUGAUAUAUUAGAUGAAGCAGGAGCUUAUCAAAAAAUCAAAUAUGAAAAAUAUAUGAAACAAAAAUCAAAGGAGAAAUUUUUGGAAAAAUCGAAAAUUUCCAUGAAAAAAGAUGAGAAUGAUAUGAGAAAACAAAAAAUAGAAAAUAAUAAUAAUAAAAUAAAUAAAGAAGGAUACAUUAAAGAAGAAAGUAAUAAUGAAUUAAUAAAUAAAGAAGAAGAAUUAGAAGAAAAAAAUAAUGAUAAAAUAAGCAAAAUUGAAGAUUUUAAAGAAGAAAAAAACGAUGAAGCAAUGAAUUUGCUUGAAAAUAUGCACAUGAAAUAUGUCACGUCAGAUGUUAUAGAAAAUAUAGUAAGUAAAAAAUCUUCUAUUUCGUUUAUUAAAAAAAAUAAAAAAGAAGAGGAAAAAAUAUCAAAGUUAAAAGAAAAAUUAAAUAAAAUUAUUAUAGGACAAGAAAAAGUUAUUGAUAUAUUAUCAAAAUAUUUAUUUAAAGCGAUUACAAAUAUUAAAGAUCCUAAUAAACCUAUUGGUACCCUUUUAUUAUGUGGAUCAUCAGGAGUUGGUAAAACCUUAUGUGCUCAAGUUAUAUCAAAAUAUUUGUUUAAUGAUGAUAACUUAAUUGUAAUAAAUAUGAGUGAAUAUAUUGAUAAACAUUCAGUUAGUAAAUUAUUUGGUAGUUAUCCAGGUUAUGUAGGCUAUAAAGAAGGAGGAGAAUUAACCGAAAGUGUAAAAAAAAAACCUUUUUCUAUUAUUCUUUUUGAUGAAAUUGAAAAGGCACAUAGUGAAGUUUUACACGUUUUAUUACAAAUACUAGAUAAUGGUUUAUUAACAGAUUCCAAAGGAAAUAAAAUUUCUUUCAAGAAUACAUUUAUUUUUAUGACAACUAAUAUUGGUUCUGAUAUUAUUACGGACUAUUUUAAAUUAUAUAAUAAAAAUUAUUCAAAUUUAGGAUUCAAGUAUUAUAUAAAGAAUAAAACAAAUGUAAACACAAAUUCUUCAAAUGAAGAAAAUAAAAAAUACAGUAAAAGAAGUACAAAUGAACUUAAUGAAGAAGAGAAAAAAAAUAAUAAAAGCUAUAUGAAUAAUUAUAUUGAAGAUUUUGAAGAAAAAUUACGAAGUAAUAAGUGGUAUGAAGAAUUGGAACCAGAAAUAGAAGAUGAAUUAAAAAAAAGAUUUUUACCAGAAUUUUUAAAUAGAAUAGACGAAAAAAUUAUAUUUCGUCAAUUUUUGAAAAGAGAUAUUAUUAGUAUAUUAGAAAAUAUGAUUGAUGAUUUAAAAAAGAGAAUAAAAAAAAGAAAAAAUUUAAACUUAAUUAUUGAUAAAGAUGUAAUUAAUUAUAUAUGUAGCGAUGAAAAUAAUAUAUAUGAUAUGAACUUUGGUGCUAGAUCUAUUAGAAGAGCUUUAUAUAAAUACAUUGAAGACCCAAUAGCUUCUUUUCUUAUUUCUAAUUUAUAUGAACCUAAUGAUUCGAUUUCUUUAAACUUAUCUAAAGAUAAGAAAAUAUAUGUCAAGUUAUUAAAAACCUCAGUUAAACAACUUUCAUAA
Messenger RNA from Plasmodium gallinaceum, 3654 nucleotides. RefSeq names its product ATP-dependent Clp protease, putative (gene ClpC). The transcript has a single exon. Gene Ontology annotation, cellular component: cytoplasm. Gene Ontology annotation, biological process: cellular response to heat. The coding region runs from base 1 to 3654 and encodes 1217 amino acids. The record is from RefSeq and is a predicted model, not a curated record. NCBI's taxonomy places the organism in Eukaryota, Apicomplexa, Aconoidasida, Haemosporida, Plasmodiidae. Gene Ontology annotation, molecular function: ATP binding; ATP hydrolysis activity.